AUGACAGGAACGUUGAUUGCAAACGAAUCUCCGCCGUCGCAUAAGUCCUCUGGAAAGGUAAACAUGAAUAUCAACAAAGUUCUCAUUCUUGAGACUCUAUACGAGCUGUUGCUCAAUGCUCAAACCAACCGCGUAUCUUUAGUGCGGCUCCAAACCGACGUAAAUGACCAUCCUAUGACAAAACAAUUCACAAAACAAUGGCAAACGCUCAAGAUCAAUGAUAUUUUGGACGUUAUCAAAGUUUUAUUCCCCAAACAGACCUCCUUGUCAGAUGGUCAGAUAGUGUUUUACAACCUUCAGAUUGUAGAAAUCCGAGAUACUCUACUGGAAGUCGUGAGAGAAUGCCAAGAGACUCUGAUAAAAGAUGUGAAAAUGCUCGAACAGCAGUAUCAUAACAUUAAGAAUCACGACGAUAUGAAAUUACGCCGCGAACGCAUCAUGGGCAUGUAUCGAGACACAAUACUUGCUAAAUUACAAAGCUUCCAGUACUUUCACAAGCUUUAUGGGAAACUGGAGCCUAGCCCUGUGGUGCACAACCUCAUGGAUUUGGAAAAGAUAAAGAGCACUUCAAUAGAAAAUCUCUCCCAUUUGCAAUUAACCCUGCAAAAAUGUGUCACAGACAGCGUCAUGAUUGCAAAAGUUGGCAGCAAAAGGCAUCAAGAAGUGAUGUUAUCACAAGGCGAACUUGACGAUACCGUUAAGUUUGUUCGUUACGCCAUGGAUAAUUGA
Messenger RNA from Eremothecium cymbalariae DBVPG#7215, 729 nucleotides. It is a transcript of the gene EAF5, whose product is annotated as Eaf5p. The record is from RefSeq and is a predicted model, not a curated record. The transcript has a single exon. NCBI's taxonomy places the organism in Eukaryota, Fungi, Ascomycota, Saccharomycetes, Saccharomycetales, Saccharomycetaceae. The coding region runs from base 1 to 729 and encodes 242 amino acids.